UUACAACUCUGUGUUUUGACAUAAAUAUCAAUAAAUAUGGCAAUCAUCGCUCUGUCAUCACAUGACUGAUUCAAGAUCAUAUGAAUACGAAGAAAUUUUCAUUGUUGGGACCGUGUAGAUCGACGUCGUUUUUUUUUUCUUAUGGGACAGAAGUUUUUCAGUUCCUAAAUACUCAUUAAAUUUUGUGGGAAUAUCGGAGUUGUCGGGAAAAGAGGAAACUAAAGAGAAAAGAACGACAUGAUGAAGUAUGUGGCUGCGCUUUUGUGUCUUUUGAGUUUGGCAUUAGCUGAACAAGCACCCGUGUUUCUGUGGGGCGUCAACAGUGAGGCUAAGCCUGCCUUGACAACUGUACCCAAAUCGGAAUUUGCUGACAUUAUUUCUUCGCAGAAAAAAGAUAACACAUUGAUAGUGUUUCUCGAAAAUGGCUUAACCACCAAAGAUUUUUCGUGCACCAACGAACUUACAUCGAAAUCUUGCUAUGCCCAUUUGCAAGAAGUUCCCGAAAAAAAUUUCUACUCUUCAGUGGAAGACCCAGUUGACGCAUUGAAAUCGAUUGGAGAAUAUGAAUACAAUUCGGUCGAUUCCACGGGAAAACUGAGCAACAAUUUCGAUUUGAACGAUGGAAAAAUAGUUUUUGUAACUUUUGAUGAUUCAUCAGAUUCGAGCCGUGCUGCUUGCUUGGAAUCUCAUGAUUCGAUCAUUACAUCGAUUUCCAAACAGCUUAAUGGUAAAGCUAUUUUCAUGUACACGACUGCCCCACAAACAUCCCCAGUAGCUUUGAAGCGUGAACGUCGCGAUGCCACCGAUAGCAAUGGUGUUGUCUUCCAAAGCGGUGCCGAUUUGUUACUGUAUUACACCUCACUUACCGUAGUAAACAGCAAAGACCAGAGUACUACCACUUUGACGCCCACUUCAAUGACUGUGACCAAAACGAAUGCAACAGCAUUGUCAGUGACCUUAACAUCUACCCCAUCAUUGACUUUCGACGUGACCCUAUCUGGUGGAUAUUUCUUUAUGACUAAUGUCAAAUGGGAUAAUAUCUUGUUCCGUAGUAACGACGUCUAUGCCCCCACUGACUUCUCUUACUACUGUGGAAAUUUAACUCUCAAUGGAAAAGGCACCGCUGAAGAACCCAGUACAUACUCGUUGCAUUGGAAUUCAUUACAGUUCCAAGCACCUUUCGGAAGCACCACAGAUGAGAAAUUUGUCUUUGGAGACGCCUGGCACUGUGUUGGUUUCUUCACCGGAGGGAUCUUAUCAGGUCUAUUGAUUGUAGCUUUGCUCUUAACAAUUACGUUUGUGGGUGUUUGCUGGAUGAUGGAUAUCAACACCAUGGACAGGUUUGAUGAUCCCAAAGGAAAAACCAUCACAAUUAAUGCCAGCGAGUAAGGCAUAUAAGAGUGCCCACAUAUGUUUUAAUUCAUUCCCUAAUCCACAUUUUCCUUCUUUACCCUAUCUAAAAUUGUAUAAAAACGUUAUUGAGUGUGUGUGUUUUUGUUUGCGACAGUAUCUUUGCAUUUAAAUUUGUCCAGCAUCCUUAAUUUAAAUGCAGACAAAUUGUCGCAUUUAAUAAAACAUUUAGUAAAAUGAUGUCAGGUUUAUUCGGAAGGUUUGGCGGUGGUUAGUUGUGAAAAAGCGCCAAUCUCUUUCUAAUGAGUAUUUCGAAAAUUGUCUAUUUGUUGUAUUAUUUUUAUUAUUAGAAUUGUUAAGCUAACAAAUAAAGAAUGGUUGUUCGACUA
Molecule: messenger RNA, 1739 nt
Organism: Musca domestica (house fly)
Lineage: Eukaryota; Metazoa; Arthropoda; Insecta; Diptera; Muscidae
Gene: VhaAC45
Product: V-type proton ATPase subunit S1
Exons: 5
Coding region: 238-1389 (383 amino acids)
Cellular component (GO): proton-transporting V-type ATPase complex
Source: RefSeq, a predicted model, not a curated record